UUUCUACCCUAAAAACACAUUGGUUUCAAAUAUUUUUAACCAAAUAAUGUCAACAUUAACUCAAGCAUCAAGUUUCUUGUGCUACCAAAGGGCAAGAACAAUCACAAGGGCAAGCAUCCGAGUGCCCAAAAAACUCACUACAGACCCUCUAAAUCUUCCUAAGCUCCCCUCACAGGUUGUUUUGUCUGUAGAUCAAGAAAUAAACCAAAACCCUAAAACAAACACCAAAGAAACCGAUGCGACAGCCGUUGAGAAGCUUUACCUGAUCAUGGAGGCAGUGGCUGAUAGGGUGGAGAUGCACAAGAACAUCGGAGAGCAAAGAAACAACUGGAACAGCCUGCUCUUGACAUCUAUAAACGCCAUCACACUUUCGGCUGCAAUCAUGGCUGCAAUUGCUGCUACAAGUGUUGCAUAUGGUGCAUCUGUGGAGGUACCCAAGUUUUCUUCUAGCUUCAUGUACGUUGCUGUCACUGGCAUGUUAAUUAUUAUGAACAAGAUUCAGCCAUCCCAAUUGGCUGAAGAACAAAGAAACGCUGCUAGGUUAUUGAAGCAACUCCAUGGUCAUAUCCAGACAAAAAUAGCUAUUUCUAACCCAACCCAAGAUGAUGUAGAUGAAGCCAUGGAGGAAGUUUUAGCCAUUGAUAGAGCCUACCCACUUCCUUUACUUGGUGUUAUGCUUGAAAAGUUUCCGUCAAAGGUACAAGCGGCGGUUUGGUGGCCGGAAAAACGAAGUAAUCCGGUAAAAGGGAAGGAUAGUAAAAAUGGUUGGAAUGAGGGUUUGGAAGAUGAAAUGAAAGAAAUUGCUAGGGUUUUGGAGAAUAAGGAUAAAGCUGAUUACUUGAGGCUUGAUGAGAAGUUCUUGAUGUUUAACAAAGUGUUGGCUUUAUCGGGUCCAUUGCUAACAGGUUUUGGCGCGAUUGGUUCGGCUUUUCUUGGAUCUUCUCAUCAUUCUUGGGCUGCAGUGGCUGGAGUUAUGUGUGGGGUGGUGGCAAGUGUGGUAAAUAGUAUCGAGCAUGGAGGACAGGUUGGGAUGGUGGUGGAAAUGUACCGGAGCAAUGCCGGAUUCUUUGGAAUGGUGGAGGAAUCCAUAGAACUGAAUUUGAAGGAAGGGGAUGUUGAGAAAAGAGAGGAUGGAGAGUUGUUUGAGAUGAAGUUGGCUUUGCAGCUUGGAAGAAGUGUACAAGAACUUAGAGAUCUUGCUGCUUCCUCCACCAAAAAUGAAAAAGAAAUGAAAGAGUUUGGAAGCAAGUUAUUCUAGUCCUUGUAUUGUUGUUAUAGAUUAAAUGAUGUUUUUAUUUUUGUAAUUUCAUCAUUAGUAGUUGUAUAUAUAUUAUGUGUGGAGGUUGAUGGAAUAAAUUUCCAUGUUAAUAAAAUGACAUUAUGAUUUGAAUUUGACAGUUUA
Helianthus annuus (common sunflower) is the source of this 1402-nucleotide messenger RNA. Its product is annotated as probable F-box protein At4g22030. Lineage: Eukaryota; Viridiplantae; Streptophyta; Magnoliopsida; Asterales; Asteraceae. The record is from RefSeq and is a predicted model, not a curated record. The transcript has 2 exons. Bases 47 to 1258 code for a protein of 403 amino acids.